Molecule: messenger RNA, 873 nt
Organism: Sinocyclocheilus anshuiensis
Lineage: Eukaryota; Metazoa; Chordata; Actinopteri; Cypriniformes; Cyprinidae
Product: protein phosphatase 1 regulatory subunit 21-like
Exons: 10
Coding region: 1-873 (290 amino acids)
Cellular component (GO): membrane; early endosome
Source: RefSeq, a predicted model, not a curated record
AUGGCGAACGUGACGGAUCUGCAGAUCAUUAUUGUUGGUUUGUGUGUGUUUGCGCAGAAUAAAGGUGACUCUCCAUCUCAGGUCAGCCUGCAGACACAGAGCGUGUUUGAUGAAGACCUGCAGAAGAAGAUCCAGGAGAACGAGCGGCUUCACAUCCAGUUUUAUGAAGCGGAUGAGCAGUACCGUCGUCAGGAGGCUCAGCUGAGAGCACGGCUAGAUCAGCUGGAGAAAGAGUCUGAGCAGCAUCAGGCCGUUGUCAACGCUCUCAACCGCAAAUACACAGACGCCAUCGAGAAACUGCAGAACGACAAAGCCCUUCUGGAGGUAAAGGCUCAGACGCUGGAAAGAGAAGCCAAGGACUGUCGAAUCAGAACUGAAGAGUGCUUUGAUCAAGUGGUAUUUAGCAGAUGUGGCAUAGAUCAUACAAGACUGACUCGGGCAUUUUUGCUGAAAGGUGAAGACCCUACUCAAAGCAUGUUCUGCAAGAUUCCCCUUCUGUCAAACAUAUUUUAUUGGACUUUUGUUUGCUGUGUUGUGUUUCCUGCAGAGCUGAGUGACUACAACAGUCUGAACGUUCCUCUGCACAACAGAAGGCAUCAGCUGAAGGCUCGUGACGUGGCGGCUCAGGCUCUAGGGUUUGUGCAGAGUCUGGUCUCGGCUCUGCUGAACUUUCACUCCUACACGGAGCAGAGAGUCCACAUCUAUCCGCUGGACUCAUCCAUCGAGGCCAUCUCACCCGUCAACCUGAAGUUCUCUCAGUAUCUGCAUGAGAAUGCCUCGUACCUGCGUCCGCUAGUGGAGGAUCUGCUGCAGCUGCAUCAUAGCAUCACAGAGGACAGCAUCACCGCUCUGGUAAACAAGAUCUGGGCAUGA